This is a messenger RNA of Besnoitia besnoiti, 696 nucleotides long. Its product is annotated as bradyzoite antigen BAG1. The transcript is spliced from 4 exons. Gene Ontology annotation, biological process: response to salt stress; protein complex oligomerization; protein folding. NCBI's taxonomy places the organism in Eukaryota, Apicomplexa, Conoidasida, Eucoccidiorida, Sarcocystidae. Bases 1 to 696 code for a protein of 231 amino acids. The record is from RefSeq and is a predicted model, not a curated record.
AUGGCGCAACAGACGCCACCUUCUCACCCUCAGGGCUGCUGUUCGCCGUCAUGCCCGAUGAAGCAUUCGGCGCCCGCAAGUGCCAUUGCGCCAAGCGGGACUUGUCCGAUGCGAGCCUUUCAUCCAGCUGGCAGUCAUUCGCACUGCGCAUCGUUCGAUGACGCAAGAAACAGACUGAUGCGCGACAAGAAUGUGCGACCCGUAAGAAACCGGAUCGAGUUUUUCGACGAUCCGAUCCCCCUGCCUCUUGCCUACUGGACGCCUCCGCUGUGGAGUGGCUUCGCUGGCACCCCAGUCGAUGACAUGAUGUUCGAGACGGCCCUGACAGCAGCAGACAUGAUGCAGGACGUCGCGUGGAGGCCGCGCGUGGACGUGGAUUUCGACGACAAAAAGAAGGAAAUGAUUGUUUUGGCCGAGCUGCCUGGCAUGCAAAAGGAAGAUGUCACCAUCGAAGUUGACAAAGGAGCUCUCGUGAUCAAAGGCGAAAAGACUGCGGGAGACGUCAUCAAGGAAGAAGAAGGCAAGACGAAAAACAUUCUCACCGAGCGGUUCUCAGGGUACUUCUGUCGUCGCUUCCAGCUCCCGAGCAAUUACAAACCCGACGGCAUCAACGCGACCAUGGAGAACGGCGUGCUGCGCGUCACCGUCAAAGUAGACGACUCAGACCAGGGGAAGCAGCAAAUCACCGUCAAGUAG